ACAUUUAUCUCUCCUGCUGAGGUCUAGAGUUGCAUUGCUGUGAUUAUUGGUGGUAGCAGUGUGCAUGUGUCUGGGGAUCUGUGUUUAGCUUCUUCAUUUCUUAAACAGCACAGGGGCAGCAGCAAGGCAAGUUGGCAGCCUUGCUUUCUAGCUGCAUUGUGUCUGCUGCUGGAAAAAGGGAGUGUGAGUGGGGAGCAGCAUGGCAGAGCAAGAAGCCAGUGGCUUGCAAGUCCUUCUCUCCACCCUCCAGACCUCCCGUGACAAAGAUGUCAUCCUGAAUAUUCUCAGUGUCCUCACUGACUUGCUCUCUCUGGGGACCGGCCAGAGAAUUCACUACGUGAUCAGCAAGGGGGGCAGUGAGGCACUGCUGCAGGCUUUCACCGCCGCUGCCCGGACCGAGCCGCCCGACCACAGCACCCUCCUGCCCCUGCUUCGCCUCCUGGCCAGGGUCGGCCAACGAGAUAGGAAGUUUGGGCUGAAAGUGCAGAAGGCAGAAGCAACUGAUAUAAUACUGAGCUUGGCAAGAAGAAACCUGGGCCACCACCUGCACCUCACCCACUGCCUCUGGGUCCUGCGGGUUUGUGCUUCUAAUGUUACCACAGGAACUACACUUGGCAUCAAUGGAGCCAUGGAGCUGCUUUUCAAAGUCAUCACCCCCUACAGCAAGAGAAACGUCAGGACAGUCAGGGCAGCCAUUGAGGCUCUGGCAGCUUUGCUGAAAUCAAAGUCUAACAGCCGACGGGCAGUGAACAGAGGCUACCUGGGUGGAUUGCUGAGACUCUAUCAAGACUGGCAUCACAAUGAUGUCUCCAACAACUACAUUUAUAUUCGUAGGGGUCUCCUGCUCUGCCUAAAGCACAUCACCAACAUCCAGCUGGGCAGGGAGACUUUCCUUGGUUCCCGGGGCAUGGAGAUUCUCUUCACAAGUGUACAGGACUGUUUAUCUUGCAAAAAUCUGGAUCCUAUCAUAACCACUGUAACUCAGAUUCUGCGAAAGUGCUACCCCAAGGAGCCUCUGCCUGUGGCAACAGUAAGAAGUUCCUAUUCCUUCCCUCUUCCUGGGAAUGCCAGGGCUGAACCUCUGUGUGAGGGAUCUGAAGGUAAAUGGCUGAAGGGUGACUAUGAAAGUGAUGGAGAGGAAGAGGCUGAAAAAGACCUGGAUAAUGAGGAUGUGGAGAGUAAGGAAGAAGAUUAUGACUUGGAGACAGAUGUGAACAAAUUGAGGUCAAGGCCAGUGCUUGACCGGCCAGAGGAAGAGCUUGGACAAUAUGAAGCAAUGUGUCCAGAACUUUCCCAUAAUUUUCAGGAGCUUGAAUCAGACUCUGAGGAAGAGAAGAGCUUGGAGGACAGGACUGAGAGUCUUCCCUUUAUGCCCUCUCAUUUCAUUCCAAGUGCUACUUCUGUGAAACAUCCAAACUACAGAUGGAGAAACCAAAGUGUCACAGAGAUGGGACCAGAUCCAGGGCAAAAGGAUUUCAAAGUCCCUCUGCAGAGCUGGACAAAAAGGGACAGAUGCAGAUGGGAUCAGACUGAUGAAAAGACAGACAUUGCAGAAGCAGCCCAAGAUGCAGACUACUACGAAGAGGAAGAUCCAGCCAGGAGUCAUGUGCUUGCUUUGCGUCCUCUCCCAAAAGACGCUGCUUGGUACAAAAAAAUGAUUUACCCUGAAUGUGAAGCCUUGAUCAAUCCUAGUCCUGGAGGGAGGCUGGAGAGCUCAGACAUAGAGACACAUCUUCUGGAGAAACACCAAGGGGAUAUCCCAUUUCACAGCCCUCGCUUCUACAUAGCUAGGGCCAAACGUGUUAAGUCCAUACCAGACUACAGAGACUUGUCAUUCCCCGAUUUCUGGGGUCACCAGCCACCUCCUUACAGCAAGCCCAUGUUGGAGCGCAAGUAUGGAGUUCAAAGGGACAAAGUAUUAGAUGACGUUCGCCGCUUAAUCCAGCCGGGUGAUGUGAUAGGCAGAAUUGUUUUUGAUUUAGAUGAGCCCAGUCACUCAAGCCCAGGUGCCCCAGGCUGUCUGACAUUCUUCUCCAAGUUUGAAUCGGGAAACCUUCGCAAAGCCAUCCAAGUGCGUGAGUUUGAGUAUGACUUAAUUAUAAACGCAGAUGUGAACAGCAACCAGCAUCACCAGUGGUUCUACUUUGAAGUCCGUGACAUGAAAUUAGCAGUUCCCUAUCGCUUCAACAUUAUCAACUGUGAGAAGUUUAAUAGCCAAUUUAAUUAUGGCAUGCAGCUGGUCAUGUAUUCAGUGAAGGAAGCUCUCCAGGGCAGGCCUUGCUGGCUUCGGGCAGGCCAUGAUAGCUGCUACUACAAAAACCACUACCGCUGCAGUGCAGCUGCAGAAGAAGGUGUGAGAGGAAAAUUCUACUACACGCUCACCUUCAGCAUCAAGUUCCCUCAUAAAGAUGAUGUCUGCUACCUGGCCUACCAUUACCCCUAUACCUACUCUACAAUGAUGUCCCAUCUUGAUAUCUUGGAACAAAAUAGGAACCCCAAGAAGGUUUACUGGAGGCAGCAGACACUCUGCCAGACGCUAGGAGGAAAUCUAUGCCCAUUGCUCACUAUCACCGCCAUGCCAGAAUCUAAAAAAAGAGACGACUUGGAGCAAUUCUACAAUCGUCCUUACGUGUUUCUAGUGGCCCGUGUCCACCCUGGUGAAAGCAAUGCCAGUUGGGUAAUGAAGGGGACUCUGGAGUUCCUUGUGAGCAGUGAUCCCAUUGCUGAUCUCCUGCGGAAAUGUUUCAUUUUCAAGAUUGUCCCCAUGCUUAAUCCUGAUGGAGUCAUCAAUGGCAACCACCGUUGUUCGCUGAGUGGGGAUGAUCUGAACAGACAGUGGUUGACACCCAGUUCCCAGCUCCAUCCAACUAUUUACCACACCAAAGGUCUUCUCUAUUACCUGCGCAGCAUUGGCCGGGCUCCUCUGGUAUUCUGUGACUACCACGGACACUCCCAGAAAAAGAAUGUAUUUCUUUAUGGCUGCAGCAUCAAGGAGACCUUGUGGCAAGCAGGCUGCAUGGUUGACACUUCAGUUAUUACAGAAGAUGUUGGCUACAGGACUCUUCCUAAAAUCCUGGAUAAAGUGGCCCCUGCGUUUGUCAUGAACAGCUGCAGCUUCCUAGUGGAGAAGUCCCGGGAGUCAACAGCCCGGGUGGUGGUAUGGAAGGAAAUGGGUGUGUUGAGGAGCUACACCAUGGAGAGUACAUACUGCGGCUGCAGCCACGGACUCUACAAAGGCCUGCAGCUGGGAACUCAAGAGCUGGAGGAGACGGGAAGCAAGUUUUGUCUUGGUUUGCUCAUUCUGCACCUCAAAUCCCUGCCCUGCAGUGAGAAGGUGAUGGCUCAGGCAACACUCCUACUAGAUUUGGAGGAGGAGAUAACAGACCGGGCACAAAGAAGCUGCAGCAACAGCAGCCUGGAGACUGAUGAUGAACCUCCUUGUGUGGAAGAAAUCGAUUAUAGUACUGACAGUUACUCUGAUGGCGAAGAGGACUUCUCAGAGUUAGACCAAGAGAUCCAGGAGUGCCUAUCGUGCGUGGAAGGAGAGACAGAAGAUGAGGGAGCAACCAUGGGACAGACAUGCAGUUCCAAGGCUCUCAGGGGGCUCUACACUUCCAGCCAACCAACAUCCAACAGUACGGCUCUCCCUCUGUGUUCAACAGCACUCGGGGUGUACAGUGGGUUCGAGAGCAGCCCUUUGUGAACAAGGCUUUGACUUGCAGAGCAGUAAACAAAUGGCUUACUGCUCACGUUUGCCUGUUUGCCAGCUUCAGCAUCCUUCCCAAGAACUCCAGUUCUGAAUAGAAAAUUGACUGUAUGUUUGUGUAAUUUGUAUACAUAUAUAUAUUGAGAAUGACUCCUUACACUUUCUACACAAGGCAGAGUGAGGGGCUGCUGGCCCAGAUGGUACUAUGCAAGAACAUCAUCCGUUCCUAAACAUAAUCCCCAGUUUCACAGCUGCCUUUAGUAUGUGGUUUCAUACAGAUUGACCUGAGGAAUGGUAUUCUGAGACCAAGGAACCAGAGAUGAUCCUCCUUUUCCUGGUUUAGGCUCUUACUAUGGGAAGCAGCCUUUGCCUGGAAGAGUGACACUUACUGAUGCCUUUGGCCGGAGCUCUCUGCUGCCAUUCAUUUCUCUUGAGCUGUAGAGCAUGUAUCUGAUUUCUGUUUGAUCAGAAUUUUUACAGUGUGUUCAACAGGUUGGGUCAGGCUGUGCAUGCUUCUGAGCUGGUCAUAUCUCAGCAACAGUGUGGGAAAUCCAAUGUGCCAUAGUAAGGAAAGCACUAGUGACAAUACAGAGUGGUCCUCUGGAAACCUGGGCUAAAUUCACCUCUUUGCUGUGCUGGAAUGAACUAGUCCAGCAUAAUCUCAAUUGAGUCACUUCAUGCUUGAACUGAUGGGCCCAAGUGUAGAAUUUGUUUCACAGAUGCUGUGAAAUUAUAUUUUCUCUAUGAGACAUCCUUCCAGCUAAGAGAGUACAGAUACAACAGUUCAUCCUGGGGAACUACAGCUACUGUUUAAAGCUAUUGGGGGUAGAGGGUUUUGGGGCAUUUUAAGGAGAAAAACAUGUUCUCUUGAGGUAGCCAGGGGUCCCCCAAUAUUCUGUCAAUAAUUAGUGAUGGUGGCAAUAUCCAACAGUGAAUUUAGCCCAAGCGUCAGCCUAGUGACUGAUUAUUCUCUGUUAGUUUUAUUAUGAUACCACUCAGGAAACCCAGUUCAUGGAACAGGACCCCACUGAGCCAGACAGAAAUAUAGUAGAAGACAUUACUGGUAGGUUAUAUAUAGGACAUUUCUACCAGUGACUCCCAUAAGGGAGUCAGAACAGCUUGUCAGUUGAUCCCCAAAUGAAAAAAAAUAAUUGGAUUUCUCCUAAUAUUGCUUGGAAACACAGAUCCCGGUUCCUGAGAAUCCAACACAGACUGAGAACCCACAUGUGUGCCCAACAUCCCUAAAACAUGAAGGCCACAUCACUGCAUCUCACACCUCAUGUAGCCUGAACUUCUCAUGUGUCUUAGACCCUGCUGCUGCAAAUGGAGAAUGGCCUUGAACCCAAAUGGAGUUAAUUGCACAAUGCAAGAGGCUCCCAACUCUGUCACUGCUUUAUGCGUCUCAAGGAGAAGGAUGAAUGUAUAGUGUGUUGUAGCAUUACGGCCUACAAGGCCUCCAUUACCAGUGAUUAUUAUUGUUAAUAUUGAUGCGUGACUAAAAACACCAUCUCAUCCUCUCAUCUUUAUGCUGUUUGUGGAGAGAAUUCCUGGUGCAGAAUGAGGUUUUCUCUGAUGCAUUUCUGAACACCUUUCCCCAGACUACCUAGAUGUAUUUUCCAGCAGGAGCUUGCUCUUUGGAGAAAUAACUUCUCUCUGUCCUGCUGGGUUUUCAGUAUCCAGGUGUUUUAAAGUCUUCACUAGAACAUAAGAGUUCUCUGUGUCUCUAGCUCUAGCUUUAUGAUGCUGCUCAAAAGACAGGCAGCUUGGGUCCUUAGAAGCUGAGCUUCUUAGACUGAACUAAUUCAUUAGGUAUGGUGUGUGUCUCUGUACAGAUGUCCUGUUCUGCUUGCUUUAGUGUGCAGCUUGUUGCACACUAUACUGAAUUUUCAUAAAAGGUUGGCUCACAGGAGUGGACACAAAAGAGAUAAAAUAGGUGUUCCCAUUAUAGUAGUUUAUAUAGCAUUGCUUCAAAGCUUAUUAAUAAAAAAUUAUAUAUGUGCAUAGUUAACUUCAAAAUCCAACAUUCAUAUACAUGACAAAAAACUCACACUGUGCUAGGUCCAGAUUCAGCAUACACAGGUCACACUGUAAGAUCUUCAGCAUUCACCACAUCCUCAGGACAGAGGGCAAAAAAUACCAUUGUACAUAUAUGUGUCUGUAGGUGUGCAUGUAUACAUCCGGAGCUGCUUUUCUCUCCCACGCUCCAUUCUGCACCAAUGCCCUGGCACAACAAUAACUGAACGAUGCUUACUGAGGCUUGACAAUGGUACACCUCAUUGCGAAGGAAAAAAAAAUCUUCUUAAAUCAACAUUUUUCUUAAUGAGACACCAAUAUUUUGGCUAUAAAUACUGUAGGCCAGUCUCAGCCUUCUAGCUGUUUCAAUCUGAAUUUCUUAAGCUAGGGAGAAUUCAGUUCAGUGGCAAAACUCUGUCCUACUUGUGAUUCGUUGAAUUAAUAGCCUGUGGGAGAGUUGUCCUAAUAUAAUAAAAGCGGAGAUGUAGCUUCCAUGCAUGCUUGGAGCCAAAUGUAUAUGCGCAGUACCACUGUUUCAUAGAUCCCUGUGCUAGGAGCUGCAGGAGGUAGAGAAAUGGCAAAGGCCUUUAGGGUGUUUUCAGUGUCUGGGAUCCAAGCGCACCAGCCGAGCUGUGAGCAAAGUGUCCAUGCACAUCAACUACACCUGCAUAAAUGCUGCUGUGCAAUAUGAAAAGCCUGGGCAAGUCUUCUCCCUGGCACCUUCCCAUGUUUGUGCUUGUGUCAGCAAGCGUGAGGAUGCUGCGGAAGGCAAUGGCCAGGCGAACCCCCCAGCCCAAGGGUGCUCAGCCUGCUGCUGAGAAGGUGGGAGCAGAGGAAGUACAGCAAGAGAGGGUUGGGUGACCAACCAGUCUGGAAUGGCACCUGGAAACCUCCAGCAGAAGGAGUUUUGUGGGCUGGCUCAUUUCUUCCAGGAACUUCUACAGGGAGCGGACGCUCUUCUUCUUUUGACAGACCUCUAGAGGUCAGGAGAGGGCCUCCAUUGUGCACUGCUCUCUCCAUGCCAUUAAAAUUCUCCCUGAGUCAUGGUAAUUAAGCAGAACUAGGCUCAGCACAGAGGAACGGAAGUGCAUUGACUUUAAUAAAACAGAGUGUAAAACAACUUUAGAUUAACUCCAGCCUUGUUUAUUCUUGCACACUUGUAAUUCUGGUUUGGUAUUUCCCCAGUGAAUGGAGCCGUUGUCCCCUGCGCUGAGGCACGUCACCUCACUUCAGCCUGCUAAGUGCUGAGCAGUGAGGCCAGUGCCUUUUCUUGCCGUCGGUAGCUAAUCCCAAAGAAUUUGGAAACAGCCGAUGGAGAAGGGGAGGGAGGAGAGGGAAGUUGCCCUGCUCCCCACCGUUGCCAUUCCUCAAGAGUCAGCAAGGCUGUCAGGUUGAGACACAAGCCAAAUCUUUCCAUAAUGGCCAGAAGAGACGGUGUCCUAGAGGCACUCGCGUAGUCCCCACUGCUAAAGCAGUUUUGGGCUCCUGCCAGGCACAUUAACUUUUUUUACUGAUGCCUUUUGUCUCACUGACUCUCUUAGCGCUGUGAAUAGCUCCGCUCCCCUUCCUCCCCCGCCAUGGUUUACAUGACAUGGGUAGAAGAUGCAGCGUUGAGCAGCGCUCACACUGCACCCUCUGUCUCAGCCUCUUGCUGGCUCUCAGGCCUGCCUGGCCACAAUAGCCCUUUCCUAUCGGAGACGAUCCUAAGGAUGCCUUGCCAGUGUCUAGUGAAAUACAUGUGUGUGUAAACCUCUGGGCUAAAAAUAAAUAAUUAAACAAUAAAAAUAAAAAGAAUCAAGUCAGCAAACUAAAGGAAGAACAAAAUCUAAUUAGUUUUAUCUGCUGUUUGUUAUGAGGCUGUCAGAGUGCUCUAUCCCCUGGUUUUACAGCACUCUGGAAAAUAACAGUGAUAAUAAUAAUAAUAAACAACUGUGCACUGGGUUGUUUUUGAAGCAAGCAGGAAGCAGAUUAGGGAGGGGAAAAGACAGCAGCCCCUCUCCUCUACUGCUUCUCUCCUGCCAAAAAGCAGAGAUGCAGGUGAUAGCGCUAUCUCCUGUCUUAUCUGUCCUUGGACAAGAUCCACUGCCCCUGUCCAUCAUUUAGAGACACAAAGCAUGAGUGGGCGACUGUUUGGCAGCCAAUUCAGGACACUCAGAUUGUAUUUCUUGCUCUGCCACAGAUCUCUUAUGUGGUCUUGACCAAGUUGUUCAUCCUCAGCUCCCAGCCUCCGUUCUGAUGUGAGGUAGAAACAAGGCUUUGAUUCCUCAUAGCAAAUACAGUAAGGUGUGAGUGAAAGUAGGUGUAUGUUUUGGGGGGAAGGAGGGGAAGAAAGGCUCAAGGAGGGGAUGUAAAACUACCCAGGUGUUUGCUCUAUACUGAUUUCAGCUGGCACCAGUUGAGAAGGCAGCUGGAACUAUUAUGUGCAUCAGUGCAGUGUUGGUUGCCAUCACUGCGUUCCACUUCAAUGAGGUGUGGUGAUGGUUCAUUACGCCAUUCCUCUUUAAGCUGUGCGGGAUAAUUUUAAAAGUCUUUCCUUGCAGGUUGUUAUCAGCCUAACCUGUCCCGUGGCCUGGUCCUCACAGUGUGGAAAUUGUUACACCUGUUUUAGGGAGAGCAGGAUUUAACCCUGUGUUUGAAAACUCUUGUACGGUUUUCCAGGCAGAGGGCUGGACACAAGGCUCAAACUGGAGAUAAUAUGCAAAAGCUUGGAGAACUAAAAACUCUGUACUUGUAAUUGCACUGGGAAAAGAUGAAGGAGAAGACUAAAGAAAGAAGAAAUAAAUCCGAGGAGAGGAAGGAGAGGACUCAGUGCAGGGAGAGGGAUGAAGAGAGCAGACGGGAAUAGGAGUAGGGGGCACCUGGGGGAGACACAGGCAGAGAAAUGGGAGAAUUGUUCCUAUUUGUGCAUCCUCUUCCGUCCCCAGAUAAUGUGUCAGUAUUAGCGCUACCAAGAAACAACCCUCUCUACUGUAGAAUAAAUCUGCCACUGUAUUCCCCACUCCAUAAACGGCAGCCAAGUCUGUAUCCUCAGCGCUGCAUUGUGUGUUCAGCACUGUGUUUUGUGAGUGCUUUUCAUGAUGGUUAAGCCUGUAUCAUUUCUGGCCUUAGGUUUCCUCUCCAGGGACUCACAUCCUCAGACAGGUUCUGGAAGAUCCAUGGCAUAUUAUUGUUGGUGCAGCAGUUUGUGGCUACUUUCCUCAUCUUCUCUUUGCUCUGCUUCUUUUAUUUCACUUCUAAAAAGUGGACGGGAGAGAAAUGAAGGAGGUGAACAGGAGGGAGUGAGAGACAAAGGAGAAGGCAGAAAGAAGCGCCCUGCUAUCAGGCUAGCAAGAUCUCCAGCAAGAUGGUGAGGCAGCUAUUUUGGCAUCAGGGGCUUUUUUAGCCUUUGAUUAAGCUGCUUGUAGCUCAUGAAGGCACAAGCAAGAGGGGAAGACAAAUCUACCACUAAAAACAAUCAUCCAUUGGAUGCCCUGGCAAUAACUCCAGUCCCAGUAAACUACCAUAGCCUUUGGCUAACUGAGCUCUGGGCACCGAGGGCUGGCUUCCCACCAGCUGAUGUAAUUGCAAUCACAGCCCUGUUUCUUGCCCCCUUGCUCCUAAAUGCCUGACUGAAGGCUUUUCCUGAAUGGUUUCCAGUGUAUGCUCUGGCAGCUCAUGCACAGAUCUGCAAGGGUUUCCUGCCUUUGCCUCAGCAUUUCCAUAAAAAGUUAUUUAGCUUUUCUGUGCUUAUUUCCCCAUCUAUGAAGUGGGGUUAUUAUUUAUUUUCUGUGAAAGGGGUCACAAUGAGGCUUAAAUCACUCGUACAUACAACACAAUUUGAUAUCCUUAGAGAAGGCAAACAGGAGGGAUUAAUUGCUGCCUCCAUCAUAUAUCUGCCAUCACUGAAAUAAAAAUACUGCCCAUCACUGUGAUCAUUGCUAACUCCUUUCCAGGGGCAGUUGUGUUUCCUUUGGUCUCCGUGGAAGGUGGAACGGGUGGGCCAGGCAAAUCCUCGAGGUGAAAGCGUGGACAGUGUCAACAAAAAGGCUUUGGAUUUUUUGACAGCACAGUGGUCUUCCAAGAACCAGGCAGCGUGCUGGUUAGUGAGUUGGGAAAAUGGGAAAUUUAACAGAGGUGAAAAUGAGACACUUGGGAGAACAAUGGAGCAGUCUGGUAAACAUCUGAAAUGUGUCUGCCCGAGUACUAGGAUUAUAAGGGCUAAACAGGAAGAAUAUAAAGCCUUAGUACAUAUACCAAGCUAUGAGCUAAUCAGCUUCGCAGACACAUGGAAAAGAGAAAGUAGGAACAGCAGAAGAAGGAUUAAUUGGCUGUGAAACAUCAGGGAAUUGGUAGGUUGGGUCAAGGAAAGAGGAAUACAGGCCAGCAAGCACUGACUUAGAGAUUAGAGCAGAGGUGUAAUGACAAGUUUUCCUAAGGCAGGGAGAAGAAUAGUAGAAAAGUGAAACACUAAAGGUGCGCGAGGACCUCAUUAACGCCUUGAAAUGAGAAAUUAAUUGUUUAAGAAAGUUGAAGCAGCAGCAGAUGACUAGGAAUGAGAACAGAAUGAUACCAAAGCAUGUGUGGAUGAAGUCAGAAAGGUCUUGGCACAGAAUGAGCUAGAGGUGGCUAGGAACACACAAGGGAAGGAAAAGAAACCCUUUAAGUGCGCUAGAAGGAAUGAAAGUGUGCACUGUGUACCACAGAAGGAGAGCACAUGCAGAGGGUUGGGAUCGUCAUUGCCUUUUAACUCUGCUUGUCACCAAAACAGUUGCUACUAGAUAUAUAUAACAGAAGUCAUACUGAUUUGGGGAUGGGAAUAGGCCAAAACAAAGAGGUGUAAAUUAAAGAAUCCUUACAUUGAGUAAGGGAAUUCAAACUGUUGGACCUGAGGGAAUUCCCCUGCAGGUUGUGCAACGAAGGCAGUCUGUGAACAGUUAGAAAUGGACUUCAAGAAAUUCUCCUAUAUUGAGAAGGUUCUGAAGGCUGUAGAUGGACAAAUAUGGUAUUUGUUUGUGAAGAUGGAAAAAAGGAAGAGCUAGGAAAUUUAAAUCAGCCAGCUAAGCUGAGUGACUACAGAGAAAUCUUGACAAAUUAUGAAACAAACAAUUCAUUAGCAGCUAUAGGAUAAGAAGGUGGUAAAAGACAAUCAACAUGGAUUUGUCAAGCUGAUCUAAUUCCCUUCUUUUAUUGGCUAAUUGGCUUAGACGAUAAGGCAGAAGUAACAUGUCUUUGCUUUAGGAAAGCUUUCAAUGCUUUCUGACAUUACAUUUUCAUAAGGAACUAAAGAAAUAUCGUUUAUAUGAAAUCACUGUAAGGUAGGUGCACACUAGCUGAGAAAUUACUCACAAAGGCCAGGUUUCAUCCCCACAAAUGUUAGCCUUCUAGAAGUUAGGCAUCUAGUCUAAAUUAUUCUGUACAGAGUAAAUGUAGAGAGAGACACCUCCAGAGGGUCUGCAUCCUCUCCUAAGAUAUGUGGAAAGGAUCUUUUGCUGAGAUAUUUCCUUGCCUCAUUAACUUUGAGUGAAGCUAAACAAACAGCUCAGAGAGGACACCUAGCUUUAAACCCACCACAAGAAGGUAUCCCACAGUCACACUUGCAAGGCAUUGUUUUGCUUAAGUAACUGGGACAAUACCAUGGAAAAUCCAUUUAUUUUUUCAGAAAAUCGAAAAUCUUUUUGUUGAAACUCAGUUCCCUGUUCACACACCUCUAUUUAUGUCAACACACCUGCCAGCCUCACCUUCAGCCUCUCCUGUGUAGGGAUCUGCUUCAGAGCUCCCCCCAUCCAGCUCUGUAACCCCAUCCUUUGCUCUGCCAGUCUCACUCCUCCAGAGCUGAACACGGUAAAAACUGGUGAUCUUUGGGGCUAGAUCCCACAUGAAACCAGGAUCAGAGCACACACUCUCACUGGCGGCUGCUGCCCAGGUAGGUGCCAAGAGCCCUGGAGCAGGGAGCGCACACUGAAACCACUAUGCCAGAUGGCCUGACUGCUCUCAGUUGUAAGAGCUGCUUUGUUCUUUUUAGCUUUACUGAUGCGGAGAGAACAUUUUGAACUGUCUAAGCCUUAUAACCUUGUAUCGUUGGCACAUGAACGGCAGCAGCACGCUGUUGAACAUAAUAACAAGAGGGAAAGAGCUGUGGAAUUAAAUAAGAAUUUAAAUCUUAGGGUUCACAGCUCAGAGCAAGAGGCUUUAGCUAUGUUAUUUCCAGGAAUUGGUUGAGUCAUGUUUGAGAAUAAUGGGUAAGAUUAAUUCCUUCAUGACUAUGGCUGAAUAAAUUAUUUGCCAAUAAUUUUAUCUGUGAUUUGACCAGUUCUAGCUGCUUUAUCUAAUGUGUAUGAUGCCAGAACAUUAGCCAUAUUCUGGAUGUGUGUGCCGGGCAUGAAGCUCCAGUCCUUGGCAGCUAGCAGUGAAUUUAUUCCCCAAAGACUAUUUUCAACGAGAUUUACCCCAGAGCAACCAAAUGCAGGAUUUGAUCUGUCAUAUUCAGUAUGAUUCAUUUUUCACCUUAUCAAGUAGUAAGAGAGGAGAUAGAAAGAGAGAGGGAAAGUUAUUUCACUCUUCACAACAUACCCUUGUCUUCAAAGUCUGAGCGGUAAGUGGCGGCCCACCGAGGGACACAACAAAUGUUGCUUGGCAACUCCACGCCAUUGACGGGAAGCGCUCGGCAGGCUGAGCAUCGCAGAGGGACCGAGACAGAGAGUGAGACAGUGGCACACCAGGAUGCUUGCUCCUGUCUAGGCCUGUUAGAAAUGACACCGCUCAUGCCCCAGGAAUUUCUGUAGAUGCCGGCCAAUAAAGUCUUUUCUGUUAGGUGGAAGAGUAAUUGUAGGUCAUAAAUGGUGAAAUGUCCCCUGCCCGCUCCCCAGGAACAAAGGGGGCUUUGAUCUAUUAAUAUCCUGAAGGUCACUGAAUUCUUCCCAGUGUAGGUUAGCUGUGAGCAAAUUUUAAAUGGCUCAGAGGCAAUGCUGUUUGGUUAAAAACCUACAGGGAUCCAGAAAAAGCCUAUUGUCCUUUGCUACACAAAGCUACCUUGCCACCUUGUUGGAAGUAUCAAGCCUUGUGGUAGUGGUGUUGUAGCCCUGAUAGUCUGAGGAUGCCAGAGAAACCAAGUUUGCAACAAGAGACCAGUUGUUAAAACUGGCAAGCAGAGUUUUCAGGCACAGUAUUCCUUCAUCAAGUUUUGUCUCUGUUGAAAGAUUGUAAGUUAAAUGAAACAGGAUUGACCUCACAGAGCAAAUCCCAUGCAGCUUGUAGGCUAGCACACCUUGCCAAAUGCCUCGAUAUUUUCAGCAGCUAGCAACUCCAGAACACACUCCUCUUUGUCUGCCUACACAGAGAGCAGUAUUAGGAUUAUCAGGCCCAAUGCUGGCAUGAGGAUGAUGAGAUACUUAGCAAGCUUCAUAGGGAGUUUAGCAGAAAUGGGAUUUAGGGUGCAAAAGAAUAUUCUGUUUGAAGCUGGAUAUUCUGCUUCCCUCAGUAUAAUUCUGGGGACAAUAAAGUGCUCAUUCUUCUCUGACUUCCUGCAGUAUUAGACUGGCCCUUUCUUCUCAGUAAGCCCUAAAAUUUUGGAGCAAGAAGGGAUUUUUGCACAGAGCUGGCUUUUCAUAACUACCUACAACGGCAGCAAUCCAAGAGUUUUGUUUAUGGAAGGUGCCCAUACUGUAGUAAUGCUGCAGGUGUUAGCAAAAAUCACUACAUGACUUUGAAAGUCCUGAACAACCUGUGUAGACAAUACAUGCGAAAUAUCCCCUGUUGUUCUGCAUUAGAGUUUUUGAGUGGCAUACUGUCUUGGAUGUUUUUAAGUAAAAAAGUCCAACAGCUUCCAAUGUGUAUUAAAAAAUGGUUUUCUUCUUUUUCAAGCUGUUUUCUGCAUCUUACCACCUGCAGGAAUGUCGCUCUUUUUGGAAGGGCUACUUAAACACUUUUUUCUCCGGGUUAUGGCUCUUCUACCCAAACGUGACAUCUCCUCAUUGCCUUGCUCCCUAAACACAGGCCUUGGUAGGUUAAGAAGUUGAAUCCAGGUGCGACUGCUUCUGGCCUUCAUUUUUUUGUGCCAUUAUGGAAAUUUUGCAGAAUCACAAGCUAUUGCUGCUUGUGGCUGCAUGUGGCACUGCCUUUAAAAAAACCAUGAAAAAUUUCAGCU
Messenger RNA from Aquila chrysaetos chrysaetos, 13841 nucleotides. It is a transcript of the gene AGBL1, whose product is annotated as AGBL carboxypeptidase 1. Gene Ontology annotation, biological process: protein side chain deglutamylation; C-terminal protein deglutamylation; proteolysis. Gene Ontology annotation, molecular function: metallocarboxypeptidase activity; zinc ion binding. Lineage: Eukaryota; Metazoa; Chordata; Aves; Accipitriformes; Accipitridae. The transcript has 23 exons. Bases 200 to 3703 code for a protein of 1167 amino acids. The record is from RefSeq and is a predicted model, not a curated record.